Mytilinidion resinicola is the source of this 5070-nucleotide messenger RNA. Its product is annotated as acyl-CoA ligase. The record is from RefSeq and is a predicted model, not a curated record. Gene Ontology annotation, cellular component: cytosol. Lineage: Eukaryota; Fungi; Ascomycota; Dothideomycetes; Mytilinidiales; Mytilinidiaceae. The coding region runs from base 1 to 5070 and encodes 1689 amino acids. The transcript has 5 exons.
AUGUUGGACUCUCAGCAAGGUUACUUUUCCGAUUUUGCGGGACAACAAAUCCAGGAUAAUCGGGACAGCUAUGGUGGCCCAAAUCGCUAUUCUUCCGGGGAUGCAUUCUCACCUACCGCUGCAAUUCCUCCUCCGAUGCUUUCACAGAACGAGUUGCCUUCUGCCAUGGCGGUCGAGUGUCAACUACCAUUGGAGCCUCGCGACGUACCAUUUGCAGUGUACGACCCCCACAAUGGCAACGUACCCAUGUCAAAAUUUGACAACAUUGGUGCCGUGUUACGCCACCGUGGGAGGACGAAUCCCAAACAGAUCGCGUAUUGGCUGCUUGACCCCAAAGGCAAAGAAGUCUCGUCAAUUACCUGGGACAAGGUUCACAGCCGUGCUGAGAAAGUUGCAAAGGUUAUCAGGGAUAAGAGCAAUCUCUACCGUGGAGACAGAGUAGCUUUGGUUUACCGUGAUACGGAGAUUAUCGAAUUCGCCAUCGCGCUCCUUGGCUGUUUCAUUGCUGGGGUUGUGGCAGUCCCGAUGAAUAGCGUCGACGACUACCAGAAGCUAAGCCUUUUACUGACUACCACGCAAGCUCAUCUAGCUCUCACUACCGACAAUAAUCUAAAAGCAUUCCACCGUGAUAUCAGCCAAAACCGCCUAAAAUGGCCUAGCGGUGUAGAAUGGUGGAAGACGAAUGAGUUCGGAAGUUGGCAUCCAAAGAAGCACGACGAAGCACCACCACUUCAAGUACCCGACCUCGCUUACAUUGAGUUUUCGCGAGCACCUACCGGCGACUUGAGAGGUGUCGUUCUCAGCCACAGAACUAUCAUGCACCAAAUGGCUUGUAUAAGUGCCAUUAUCUCUACUAUACCCUCAGGAAAAGAGGGCCUCGAUACCUUCCAUACAGGUUUACGGGAUAAGAAUGGGAAUUUCAUUGCCGGGACCCCGAAGAGCGGAAAUGGCGAGACCAUCUUGAGCUACUUGGACCCUCGUGAGGGUGCUGGUCUAAUACUAGGGGUAUUGUUCGGGGUGUACGGCGGCCAUACCACCUUAUGGCUUGAAGCACGAACUGUUGAGACCCCAGGUCUAUAUGCACAUCUGAUUUCGAAGUACAAGACAACAAUCAUGGUGGCCGACUACCCCGGGCUUAAGCGCGCGGCAUACAACUACCAGCAAGAUCCAAUGGCUACACGGUCAUUCAAAAAGGGCAUCGAGCCAAACUUCGCGUCGGUAAAAAUCUGCUUGAUUGAUACCCUGACCGUCGACUGUGAGUUCCAUGAAAUCCUUGCGGAUCGGUGGUUGCGUCCUAUGCGAAAUCCUAGGGCAAGAGAACUAGUUGCGCCAAUGUUGUGUUUACCAGAACAUGGAGGCAUGAUUGUAUCAGUCAGAGACUGGUUGGGUGGAGAGGAGCGUAUGGGGUGUCCUUUGAGCAUGGAAGAGCCAGAAGAAGAAGUUGAGGAGAAGAAACCAGAGGACGUUGGCGCCCAAAAUGGCUACAGCAGUCUCAUUGGAGGUGGCAAUAUCAAAAAAUCCAACCACAAAAAGAGCCGAACCGAAUUGACCGAGAUUCUACUUGAUAAAGAGGCGCUCAAGAUGAAUGAAGUCAUUGUCUUAGCGAUGGGAGAUGAAGCUAGGAAGCGAGCAAACGAACCCGGCACUAUGAGAAUCGGCGCAUUUGGCUACCCCAUACCAGAUGGUACGCUUGCUCUUGUUGAUCCAGAGACCAACCUGCUUUGCAGCCCGUAUACCAUUGGCGAAAUCUGGGUAGACUCGCCAUCUCUAUCUGGAGGGUUCUGGGCGUUACCGAAACAUACAGAAAGCAUCUUCCACGCCCGGCCAUAUCGAUUCGUGGAAGGCAACCCAACUCCACUUCUGCUUGACCUAGAAUUCCUUCGGACAGGUCUUCUUGGAUGUAUUGUUGAGGGGAAAAUAUUUGUCCUCGGUCUAUAUGAGGAUCGUAUCCGCCAACGAGUGGAGUGGGUUGAACACGGUGUCCAAGAGGCAGAACACCGCUACUUCUUUGUCCAACACCUAGUAGUCAGCAUCAUGAAAUCUGUCCCUAAGAUUUACGACUGCUCUGCUUUCGACAAUCACGUCAAUGGCGAAUACCUUCCCAUCAUCCUCAUUGAAACUCAGGCCGCUUCGACGAACCCAACGAACCCAGGCGGCCCUCCCAGACAGCUAGACAUACCCUUUUUGGACUCUCUCUCCGAACGGUGCAUGGAAGUGUUAUACCAAGAACAUCAUCUACGCGUCUAUUGCGUAAUGAUUACUGCACCCAACCAACUCCCAAGAGUAGUCAAAAACGGUAGGAGAGAGAUUGGAAAUAUGCUUUGUCGCAAAGAAUUUGACAACGGCUCUCUGCCUUGUGUUCAUGUCAAAUUUGGAGUCGAGAGAGCUGUGCAGAACCUCCCGCUUGGCGACGACCCAUCCGGUGGAAUCUGGUCUCCAAUGGCUUCUCGCGCGCGGCAGAGCAUGCUGAUGAUGCAAGAUAAGCAAUACUCUGGUGUUGACUACCGCGAAGUAGUGAUUGAUGAUCGGACAUCCACUCCCCUGAAUCAAUUUUCAAACAUUCAUGACCUCAUGCAAUGGCGAGUCUCUCGGCAAUCCGAAGAACUAUCCUACUGCACGAUAGACGGCCGGGGAAGAGAAGGCAAGGGUGUGAAUUGGAAAAAGUUCGAUCUUAAGGUCGCUGCAGUCGCAAUGUACCUGAAAAACAAGGUCAAGGUCCAACCUGGAGAUCAUCUACUCCUGAUGUACACGCAUUCCGAGGACUUCGUCUUUGCCGUCCACGCCUGCUUUUGCCUCGGCGCAAUUGCUAUCCCAAUGGCGCCCAUCGACCAGAAUCGUCUAAACGAGGACGCGCCAGCAAUGCUGCACAUGAUCGCGGAUUUCAAAGUGAAAGCAAUACUUGUGAACAACGAAGUGGACCACUUGAUGAAGAUCAAGACGGUAUCUCAACAUUUGAAGCAGUCAGCGAUGAUUCUGAGAGUCAACCUUCCAGGUACCUACAACACAGCAAAACCACCCAAGCAAUCUAGUGGAUGUCGGGAUCUAGGGUUGACAAUACGGCCUGCAUGGGUACAAAGCGGAUAUCCAGUACUGAUUUGGACGUAUUGGACCCCUGAUCAAAGACGCAUCGCGGUUCAAUUAGGCCACGAUACUAUUAUGGCCCUCUGCAAGGUCCAGAAGGAAACGUGUCAAAUGACUAGUACAAGGCCGGUUCUUGGCUGCGUCAGAAGCACGCUUGGGCUUGGAUUUAUACACACAUGUGUCAUGGGGAUAUUCCUAGCUGCGCCGACCUACCUUGUGUCGCCGGUAGACUUCGCACAAAAUCCUAACAUUUUGUUCCAGACGCUAGCAAGAUACAAAAUCAAGGACACCUAUGCUACGAGCCAGAUGUUGGAUCAUGCGAUGGCUCAUGGCGCUGGCAAAGCAACUGUUCUUCAGGAGCUCAAGAACUUGAUGAUUGCAACUGAUGGUCGACCCAGAGUCGAUGUCUACCAAAAGGUGCGUGUACAUUUUGCGCAAGCUGGGCUUGACAGAACAGCCAUCAACACAAUCUACUCCCACGUCCUCAACCCGAUGGUGGCUUCCCGGUCGUACAUGUGCAUCGAACCAAUUGAGCUUUGGCUGGAUAUGAGUGCUCUCAGGCGAGGACUAGUUAUCCCCGUAGACCCUGACAACGAACCCUUCUCUCUUCUUGUGCAAGACUCCGGGAUGGUACCCGUCAGCACACAGAUCGCCAUUGUCAAUCCCGAAACGAACCACCUGUGCCUAGUCGGCGAGUAUGGCGAGAUUUGGGUACAAUCUGAAGCCAACGCACACAGCUUCUACGGAUCGAAGGAGCUUCUUGAUGCCGAAAGGUUCAAUGGACGGACAGUUGAUGGUGAUCCUAACGUGCAUUAUGUUCGAACCGGCGAUCUCGGAUUCCUACACAACGUGAGCAGACCCAUCGGACCCGGCGGUGCUUCAGUCGAGAUGCAAAUCCUCUUCGUAUUGGGCAGUAUCGGUGAUACAUUCGAAGUCAACGGACUCAAUCACUUCUCAAGUGACAUAGAGCUUUCAGUAGAGAAAUGUCACCGCAAUGUCGUUCCAGGCGGUUGCGCUGUUUUCCAAGCAGGAGGCUUAAUUGUAGUCGUUGUGGAAAUAUUCCGCAAGGGCUUCCUAGCUUCAGUCGUGCCUGUCAUUGUCAACGCCAUCCUAAACGAGCACCAUCUCGUGACCGACGUCGUCGCCUUUGUCAGCAAAGGAGACUUCCACCGCUCUCGACUCGGCGAGAAGCAGCGAGGCAAGAUCCUCGCGGGCUGGGUCACAAGGAAGAUGCGAACCAUCGCACAGUUCAGCAUCCGUGAUCCUGAAGGCCCAGACAGCCAGAUCACCGAAGAGCCUGGCAUGGCUGGCCGUUCCAGCACGAGCACCUUUAGAAACGGCGGCGGCCCUGGAAGCGUUAAGGGUAGCCUGAAGGGAAGCACCUUGGGGAUGACAACCCAGAUGUCGAAUAUAGGACUCCAGCAAUCCAGCCAGCUUUCAAAUUAUGCCCCGCUACCAACUGGCAUUUCCGAAAUGCCAUCUGGUCCCUACGCAGACUCCAUUCCUGAACUAGCCGCCGGCUCGUUCCGCUCGCAGAGCGAUGGCGCUAACGACGAGACACCGACGGAGACGCGAAAGAUGUUCCCAACCAUCGCCGGCGAGGGCGGCAUCACCUACUCGCCUGUCGACGCCAGAGGCGUCUUCGACGAGAAUAACACUCCGAUCCAACAAUACGCCUCCGGCCACACCUCUCCUCUCCCCAGCGCGCUUCUACCAGGCGUCCAGCACGAGGACACGGGCCCACCGCAGCCUAGUUACGGCAACAAACCCUUCCUGGACCCGGGCAGGACGGGCUCGCUAGACGAUGGCGACCGCUGGACGCUGCCGUCGCAGAACCAGGGAGGUGGGCUGCGCGUCGCGAACCGCACGAGUUUGUCGAGCAGCGGCGAUGAAGAGUGGUCCCGUGAAGCGCUCAUGCAGAUGAACUUUGCGGGCGACGGGCCGGAUCGGGUGAGUAAGCUUGGUGGGGUGGAUGGGCCGCAGCGUUAA